AUGCCGAAUUUACCCGCGACUCUCUUCAGGCCAUGCGAGACCCUGUGGACACAAGAAGUUGAGAGUGUCCUCAGCAAGGGACCGAAGUUCUGCCUGGAAGUCCCUCUGCGCAAGCACGAGGCUUUGGCGACGGCGCAUAGGAUUGCUGACAGAGUUCAAGGCGAAGAGAAAGAACGUUGCCAUUUAGAAUGCGUAGAUGUGAUCCGCAAUACUUUCAAAGGCACGAAGAAAGGAAAUUCCAUGGUGAAAUCGGUAGCAAGCUUUUUUAGGAACUCAGAUCUCGCUUUGAUGACGGCCGAUAAGGAAGGAGGCUUUGUGGUCUUACCCCAGAAGCUUUUUAGCGAUAAGGCCAUGUCCGCUGUCUUAAAGAAUUUUAGGAUUGUAGAUUUGAAUCCGUCUAAAGUGAAGGCAAAGGCGGUUGCACUACUAAGGGAUCUGAAACUCGAUCGGCUAAAAAGUGAAGUGGUGAAAAACAAGGUCACUGUGCUCUCAGUGUUCUUCAGUGCCAAGAGCCACAAGAUGGAGUGCCCGUUCAGAGCCAUCGUUACGGAAACUGGUUCUUGGCAAGCUGCGGUCAGUCAGUACCUUCUGCGCCAUCUGGGAAGUCUGGCACCUGACGAUCCGUACAAGGUCAGCAGCUCAGAUCGUGUGGCGCAAGUACUAGGGGAUAACCUUUCUGCUGUCAACUCGGGUUUCUCGGUUGACAUUGAAGAGCUGUUCUAUUCCCUUCCCCAUGAAGACCUGAUCUGCGCAGUCCGGAACUGUAUUGAACGAUCUGGCGCUGUGUCUUUCCAGAACGCGUGUGGUAUUUCUGUGGAAGGUUUUCUAGAGUUGCUUAAGGCAUAUCUUUCUUCAACCAUUGUGAGUUUUCAGGAUAAAUUUUAUGUGCAAAAACGCGGCAUUUGUAUUGGGUCGUGCGUAGCCCCUGUUUUGUCUGAGAUUCUUUUAGCCGAUCUUGACCGCUCGCUAUCGCGGGUACUUUCUGACGACCGCAUCAUUCGUGUGUUCCGGUACGUUGAUGAUUUUUUGAUUCUUUUAAAUUUAGACCACAACGACGACUUGACACAGGUGGCUUCGGAGGUUUUAGCAUCCUUCAAGUCUGCUUUUGCCAGCUUUAAUUUUACUGUUGAACUUCCUGAAAAUUCUUGCUUGCAAUUCUUAGACUUAAAACUAUUUUUUAAUGACCCUGCCCACCUCUGCUGGGCUUACAUGCCUAGGUCGAAAAAAGCACCUCUACCCUUCAACUCGAGCCACUCGAAGCUGGUCAAGAGGGGGAUUGCGUCAACGUGCCUCAGGGCUUCGUUGGUGAAGUCCUGCCCUCAUAAGGUUCAGUCCAGUUUUGAUGCCCAAGCUGAUCGCCUUCGGUCGGCCGGUUUUCCGCUGGCCCUUCUUCGGGCUGUUGCCGAGUCCCUGUUGAAGUCCUUCCGAUUAAGUUCAAAGCCUCGUGGGGUGGACACACAGGAGAGGAGGAGGUAUGAAGUUAUGCCCAAUGUCCACAGGGUCUCGCAUGGCCUGAAGAGAGUCGCGGGUAAAUUCGGCAUUCAGGUUCUCUUUUCGGCACCUUAUAAGCUGUCUAGUCUGUGCAAUUUAGUUAGACCUGAUAGAAAAAAGAAAAUUGAGUGCUGCACUAACCACAGGAACAAGUUUGUGCCCUGUAGAGCGAAUGUCAUUUAUGAGAUUCCGCUGAGUUGUGGCAACGUGUAUGUUGGGCAGACAGGGCGCUGCAUUAAUAUUAGAUUGUUAGAACACGCUAAUUCCCUAGAUGAUUCUAGAGGACAGCAUCUUCCGAAGCAUUGCAAGACCUGCAGGCAUGACGGGAAUGCUUGUACCCCACUUUUCGGCAGGACUAAGAUUGUCGGACGCGCGAGAGAUAAGAAAGAGCGCGAAAUAAUCGAAGCCUUUGAAAUCGCGAGAUUAGGGCCUGAUAAAUGUGUUAGCGAAGCUUCCAUACAUUUGUACCGCAAGGAGUUGGCGUUUCUAGGCUUGACCACUUGAUAGCUGCAUUUGUCUUUGUGGCCGGUGCGCAUGCGU
Molecule: messenger RNA, 2031 nt
Organism: Dermacentor andersoni
Lineage: Eukaryota; Metazoa; Arthropoda; Arachnida; Ixodida; Ixodidae
Source: RefSeq, a predicted model, not a curated record